UCGCCAUGGCGACCACAGCGGAGGGGCUGCCCGAGGCCGGCGCGCAGCCCGCCAAGCAGGAUCCUGCUGUUGAAACAGCAGAGGAAGCUAAGGAACCAGCAGAGGCAGACAUCAAUGAACUCUGUAAAGACAUGUUCAACAAAAUGGCCACUUAUUUAACAGGUGAAUUGACAGCCACCAGUGAAGACUACAAACUCUUGGAAAACAUGAAUAAGCUGACUAGCUUGAAGUACCUAGAAAUGAAAGAUAUUGCUAUAAACAUCAGUAGAAAUCUGAAGGAUUUAAAUCAAAAAUAUGCUGCUCUUCAGCCAUAUCUGGAACAAAUCAACCUAAUUGAGGAACAGGUUGCAGCUCUGGAGCAGGCAGCUUAUAAAUUGGAUGCAUAUUCCAAAAAACUAGAAGCCAAGUACAAAAAACUGGAGAAACGAUGAAAUUACAACAGUCUUUAAGUUGGAGUUGGGCUAUGAGUCAGACUGAUUUCUGUUUAAGUUGCACAACAGCAAUUCUGUAUGUUGACAAGGAUUUGGUUACAGCUAACAUCAAGACUUGUAACUUUUUAUCUAUUGAAUACAGUAGGCUGUAUUCAGGCUUAAGACUGAAUAAUAUUUUCCUUUUCUCAAGAGGUUCUGUUGUCUCAGUUGUUCUGCCAUGAAAAGCAGAAGCCAGUCCCUAACCCAUAUGUUGAUAUUGGCUAUCCGUGUGUUAGUCCUAUGUCCCACAUGGAAUACUCUAUCUAGGAAAAGUCCUCCAUAACCUACAAAGACAUUUUUCCUUAGUAGCAGCAGGACCUAAACUUCAUUUUUUCCUUCAUCAAGCUCUGCGUUGAGAAGAUACCUGGGCCUUUGGACUUAUGAGCAUGGUAUUGAAAACACUUCAUUUUGGUAUCCACCUUUAUCUGUUUGAAAUAGAGAGACUAAUUAUUAUAAAUUUACAAUAAAACAACUUGUUGCAUUUGUCUC
Molecule: messenger RNA, 959 nt
Organism: Gavia stellata (red-throated loon)
Lineage: Eukaryota; Metazoa; Chordata; Aves; Gaviiformes; Gaviidae
Gene: BLOC1S2
Product: biogenesis of lysosomal organelles complex 1 subunit 2
Exons: 5
Coding region: 6-431 (141 amino acids)
Biological process (GO): lysosome localization; endosomal transport
Cellular component (GO): BLOC-1 complex; BORC complex; gamma-tubulin complex
Molecular function (GO): gamma-tubulin binding
Source: RefSeq, a predicted model, not a curated record